CUCACAAGAAGCCCUCUACUAUCAAACGGUCCUUGUGAGCGACUGUCCAGAGGACGUACUUGUAAAAGGCCAGCCCCUAGUGCGAAUAUUUGCCCUGAAGCUCAACAUCGGAGGGGUCGAGUUUAAAAUAACCGAUGCAUGCAAUGCUGUCACGCCUGUAUUGUUGUCGCAGGUCACUGGGCCUCCCUCAUCUUUAAGCGCAAGACGAUAUCUCUGGUAUGGACUUACGACUGUCACUGGCAAGAACGGUCCAUCUGCCACCGACGCCGAACUCACUCGAUUGUUAUUUGGUGCGAUGUCGCCUGGCAAAUGGGAAAAGGUCGGAAUGUUUAAACAUGCUAUUCAGCAAGAACAACUUCGCGUGCUGAGGACAAUGAUCUCGCCUAGGGCAUAUGAAGAGCUCAAAACCGUGGGGGCCAAAACCCGAGCAAGAAUGCGGAUGGGGAUCACCAAAGAUCAGGAUCACACGGGGACCGGCAACGCGCAGGCGGACUUCAGCAACUGCGCCGAAACACUUAUUUUGACUUUGUUUUGUUUCUGCUCAGGACUCAAGUCAGGUAUAGUAUAUGCUGCAGAACAGAUACUCGCCUGGCGGUUCGAAGGCAUAGUUCACGCCC
This is a messenger RNA of Dacryopinax primogenitus, 617 nucleotides long. RefSeq lists its product as uncharacterized. NCBI's taxonomy places the organism in Eukaryota, Fungi, Basidiomycota, Dacrymycetes, Dacrymycetales, Dacrymycetaceae. The record is from RefSeq and is a predicted model, not a curated record. The transcript is spliced from 2 exons. The annotation marks the transcript as partial.